Molecule: messenger RNA, 7321 nt
Organism: Coregonus sp. 'balchen'
Lineage: Eukaryota; Metazoa; Chordata; Actinopteri; Salmoniformes; Salmonidae
Source: the annotation of a GenBank genome assembly
AAGAAAAUCAGACACAAUCAGAGCAAUAGAGAAGGAGUAUCAUUCCUGCAGAACUACAAGACCACAGUGAAAAGAGCCCAGUGCACACUGUCAAAUCCACAGAAAGUUACAGGAGAUCUGGUUGAUGUGGCAAAGCACCUGGGCAACGUGCAGUUCAGAGUCUGGAAGAAGAUGCAGAGAAUGGUUAAAUACACUCCUGUGAUUCUGGAACCUGCAGGAGUAGGUCUCAUCCUGUCUGAGGAUCUGACCAGUGUGAAAUACAGUGAUGAGCCACAGCAGUAUCAUGACAACCUAGAGGUUUGAAGACCCUUUUGUGGCCUUCAGCUCUGAGGGCUUUAGCUCAGGGACACAUAGCUGGGACGUUGAUGUUGGAUAAAAUACAGGCUGGGUCCUGGGUGUGGCCUUACAGUCCAUCCAGUAGAAGGGAGACAGUUGCUUUGAAUUUGGAUCCUGGGGUGUGGAGUUUAAGAGCAGAAUAUUAUACACAUUCCUUAUCAGAUAUUUUAAGUCUAUUCACUCCAUUCCAAGUGAGAAAGCCCCAAUGAAUCAGAAUACAGCUGGACUGGAAAAAGUGAGAUCUUCCAUUUGUUGACCCAGUCGAUAACUCCAUACAACACAAAUAGUUUUAAUGAGUCUUUCCAUUCACCUCUACUAAACUCAGCAAAAAAAGAAACGUCCCUUUUUCAGGACCCUGUCUAAUUCGUAAAAAUCCAAAUAACUUCACAGAUUUUCAUUGUAAAGGGUUUAAACACGGUUUCCCAUGCUUGUUCAAUGAACCAUAAACAAUUAAUGAACAUGCACCUGUGGAUCGGUCAUUAAGACACUAACUGCUUACAGACGGUAGGCAAUUAAGGUCACAGUUAUGAAAACUUAGGACACUAAAGAGGCCACUCUACUGACUCUGAAAAACACCAAAAGGAAGAUGCCCAGGGUCCCUGCUCAUCUGCGUGAUUGUGCCUUAGACAUGCUGCAAGGAGGCAUGAGGACUGCAGAUGUGGCCAAGGCAAUAAAUUGCAAUGUCCGUACUGUGAGACGCCUAAGACAGCGCUACAGGGAGACAGGACAGACAGCUGAUCGUCCUCGCAGUGGCAGACCACGUGUAGCAACACCUGCACAGGAUUGGUACAUCCGAACAUCACACCUGCGGGACAGGUACAGGAUGGCAACAACAACUGCCCGAGUUACACCAGGAACGCACAAUCCCUUCAUCAGUGCUCAGACUGUUCGCAAUAGGCUGAGAGAGGCUGGACUGAGGGCUUGUAGGCCUGUUGUAAGGCAGGUCCUCACCAGACAUCACCGGCAACAACGUCGCCUAUGGGCACAAACCCACCGUCGCUGGACCAGACGGGACUGGCAAAAAGUGCUCUUCACUGACGAGUCGCGGUUUUGUCUCACCAGGUUUGAUGGUCGGAUUCGCGUUUAUCGUCAAAGGAAUGAGCGCUACACCGAGGCCUGUACUCUGGAGCGGGAUCGAUUUGGAGGUGGAGGGUCCGUCAUGGUCUGGAGCGGUGUGUCACAGUAUCAUCGGACUGAGCUUGUUGUCAUUGCAGGCAAUCUCAACACUGUGCGUUACAGGGAAGACAUCCUCCUCCCUCGUGGUACCCUUCCUGCAGGCUCAUCCUGACAUGACCCUCCAGCAUGACAAUGCCACCAGCCGUACUGCUCGUUCUGUGCGUGCUUUCCUGCAAGACUGGAAUGUCAGUGUUCUGCCGGAGGGUGAGGGCUAGGGCCAUUACCCCCAGAAAUGUCCGGGAACUUGCAGGUGCCUUGGUGGAAGAGUGGGGUAACAUCUCACAGCAAGAACUGGCAAAUCUGGUGCAGUCCAUGAGGAGGAGAUGCACUGCAGUACUUAAUGCAACUGGUGGCCACACCAGAUACUGACUGUUACUUUUGAUUUUGACCCCCCUUUUGUUCAGGGACACAUUAUUCAAUUUAUGUUAGUCACAUGUCUGUGUAACUUCUUCAGUUUAUGUCUCAGUUGUUGAAUCUUGUUAUGUUCAUACAAAUAUUUACACGUUAAGUUUGCUGAAUAUAAAUGCAGUUGGCAGUGAGAGGACCUUUCUUUUUUUGCUGUGUUUAUAUAUUCUCAGAGGAUCUGUAUCAGUGGAUACUGCCUCUGCUUAAACCAGGUGUGAACACGCUGUAAAUGAGUCAGUAACACUCAUAGUGUAAGAUACUCACAGAGGGAUGACACACACUGUGAUGGAGUGGAAAGGACCUUCCUCCACCAACUACAAUCCAUAUGUAACACUCUCACUUGUCAAACAUUGAUCCCAAUAAAAAUUCAUAUGAUACUGUUUAUAAUAAUCAUAGAAUGUAAAUACCAAAUUGUUUAAAGUGUAGAAUGUAAACACGUUGCAUUAUUUAUUGCCUUUAUCGUGGCUAUGGGUUGUAGGGGAUACAUAGGAAAACUGGACACAUCAUGCCCUUGAUAUAUACAAAUAGUUAAUUAAUUAAACAAAGCUCUGUUUUCAUCAUCUCACGAGAGGUGGUAGGAGUUGGCAAUGUUUUUUUUUUUUGGGGGGGGGGGGAUUAAUGUUGUGAAAUGUGCUGUUUGUUGCUACUUGGCUACCUGCUAAACUUUUUACUUUUAAUAACCGUUCAAUCAAACUCUGUAUUUUUAAAAGUUUACCAAUGUCUUAGUUCUGUCCUCACUCAACGUUUUUUCACUUUAUCUGGCAUGGAUCUGCAGGACAAAACAGCGUCUGCAGGAUGAAACAGCGUCUGUGCCACCAGUAAAUACAGGCAGUAGUUUUAAUACCCCUGCACAAUCCCCGCAGCCGGACAAUUUUUCUCACAGCUUCUGGAAAGAAAUGCUGAACUGGUGUUGCUCACUCAGCCGAUAGAAACUUCCAACCAGUUUUCACCAUUAAGUAAUGAGUUGGAGUCAGAGCCCCGAGCCUUCCCAGGUCUUUCCACCACCAGUUACGGGGUCUGAGCUGCCAAAGCCUCCCACCAUUAGCUCUGACAAAUUGAAAACCCUAGUCAUAGGCGACUCCAUUACCCACAAUAUUAGACUUAAAAAGAAUCAUCCAGCGAUCAUACAUAGUUUAUCAGGGGGCAGGGCUACAUACGUAAAGGCUAAUCUGAAGAUGAUGCUGGCUGAGCCUAAAACUGGAGAGUGUAGAUGGUAUAGGGAUAUUGUUAUCCACGUCGGCACUAACGACUCCAUCCUAGCUGGAGGGGUGCUCUCAUCUAUCAACAUAGACAGGGCUCUAACGCCUCUAGCUUCACAAUGAGAUACGGUGCAGGCCAGGAAGCAGUCUGUUAGCCAGCCUGUCAGUUUAGUUGAGUCCUGCCCCUACACAGUCAGUGUAGUCAACUUAGUUUUCCCCACUGACACCAUGUCUGUGCCUCGAUAUACAGUGCAUUCGAAGUAUUCAGACCCCUUGAUUUUUUCCACAUUUGUUAUGUUACAGCCUUAAUCCAAAAUGGAUUUUUUUUAAAAUCUAAAGGCUACACUUAAUGGGCAUGUGAAACUCAAAGAGGCAGUGGAAAGGCCAUGUAAAAAGGUAAGUUUCGGCAUUUGAGAAAACAAGCAAUUGGAAUGAUUUCCUAACUCCGAUUGUGUUACAAAGAUUAAUUCCAAAAAUUUCUACACCGAAGGUCCCUUACGAACCAGUGGCCUCUCACUAAAUGAAGAAGUUGGACCACAACAUCUUUAAGGUCCGCCGGUUCAAUGUCGGGGGAAAGGCCCCUGGCAGGAGGGCCAAGUGAUUCCAAAUUGAGAGCCCGAUUUUGGGGGAUGGAAUCCAAACACAAAUUUUUGCAGCACCAAUCAGGCUUUGGUAAAGAACAGGGACCCCUCCCUUUAAAGGGACAUAAGUUUUGUAGGUUUCCAAGGCCGCACGAUCAAACAAAUCAGGAUUUUGGGUUGGCUAGUUAAAAAAAUUUCUGUUCCCCAAACCCAAGGGGGAAACCACCGGGGAAACCACUGGACAGUUUUGGGGCCACCCGCAAAAGGCCGAAGGUUGGGUUGUCAAGAAAACAAGAGGUAGAAUUUUUAGCCCAAACAAAGGGAAUAAAACUCUACUGGUACCAAUUUACCGCCUAAAAACCCCCUGGGGUUAAAGAAUCAAAAUUUUACAAAAUUAAAUGGUGUAAACAAUGAGAAGCUGGGGUAGGCCCAGAAAAGCACCCUGGAACACCGGGGGCUGCCACAUGAAAGAGGCAAGCAGGGGAUCAUCCCUUCCCCCCCCAAAAAAAUGAGACUCUGUGCAUUGUGUUGUGUGAGAAAACUCACUUUUAAAAGGGUGGGCUUUUAUUGCCCAGCACAAGGUGCACCUGUGUUAUGAUCAUACUAUUUAAUCAGUUUCUUGAUAUGCCACACCUGUCAGGUGGAUGGAUUAUAUUGGCAAGGAGAAAUGCUCACCAACAGGGCGUAAAACAAAUGUGUGCACAAACUUGGAGAAAUAAGCUGUUUGUGUGUAUGGAACAUUUCUGGGAUCUUUUAUUUCAGGUCAUGAAACAUGGGACCAACACUUUAUAUUUUUGUUCAGUAUAGUAACAGCAGCGUAUGUGAUGAGUCAAAAGAGAUUAGUGCAAAAAGGGUCAAUGCAGAUAUUCCAGGUAGCUAUUGGUUAACUAUUUAACAAACUAUUUAGCAGUCUAUAAGCUUGGGUGGUUAGAAGCUGGUCAGGGUCCUGUUUGGUUCCAGACUUGGUGCAUCGGUACAGCUUGCUUUGCGAUAUCAGAGAGAACAGUCUAUGACUUGGGUGGCUGAAGUCUUGACCAUUUUAGGGCUCUUCCUCUGACACCGCCUGGUAUAGUGGUCCUGGAUGGCAUGGACCUCCGCGCCAAUGUACUGGGGCCAUAGCACUACCUGCUGUAGCGACUUACAGUUGGAUGCCAAACAGUUGCCAUACCAAAGUGGUGAUGCAGCCAGUGAAGGUGCUUCUCAAUGUGCAGCUGUAUAACUUUUGGAGGAUCUGAGGGCCAUGCUGAAUCUUUUCAGCCUCCUGAUGGAGAAGAGGCAUUGUCGUGCCCUCUUCACGACUGUGUUGACGUUUUGGACUAUUUUAGGUCCUUAGUGAUGUGGAAGCUCUCAACCUGCUCUCAGACCUGUUCCAUGUGGAUGGGGCGUGCUCGGCCCUCCUUUUCCUGAAGUUCACGAUCAGCUUCUUUGUCUUGCUGACGUUGAUGGAAGGUUGUUGUCCCGGCACCAUACUGCCAGGUCUCUGACUUCCUCCUGUAGGCUGUCUCAUCAUUGUCGGUGAUCAGGCCCUACCACUGUUGUGCCCGUCAGCAACACUUAAUGAUGGUGUUGGAGUCGUGGGUGAACAGGGAGUAAAGGAUGGGACUUAACACGCACCCUGAGGGGCCCCGUGUUGAGGUUCAGCUUGCCGGUUGUGUUUGUUGCCUACACUCACCACGUGGGGGUGGCCAAUCAGGAAGUUCAGAUUACAGUUGCAGAGGAAGGUGUUUAAUUCCCAAGGCCCUUAGUUUACUGAGGAGCUUGGAGGGCACACAUGGUUGUUGAACGCUGAGCUGUAGUCAAUGAACAGAAGUUCCAUGUAUCAGACUAUAAUAAAUAAAGAACAAGCUACACACUGUUUUUCAGUGCCAAAUAUCACUUGCUUGCUAGUUAAGUUCCAACUCUGUGUGUUUGUCAAUGAAGCUAGCAAGUAAAGCUAGCAGGUACAUUGAGCAACCAGGCCAUAAUCAUCUUAUCAAGUCACUGGAGAGUGGUUGGUGUACUUCAGUGCCGUUUCGUUUUUUUACAACUUUCUCACUAUCUACAGUAUUACCAGAGUGUGCGUCUAUCUGCAGUGUUUCAUUGGGAAUCAUGUUACAAAACAGGUCGUGGGGGGGUCACAAGACUCUCGGGAUACAAAGUAAGCUCUGAUUGUCUUCAAAAUGUUAUCUUCUGAAGAGAUAGCCUUGAUUGUACACAAUAUGCAUAUUCUCUCCCACAAUAUUGGUUCGUGCAGGUGACUGUGACCUCCUCCUCAGACCAAUUGGCAGAACGCUCAGAAUAUGUUCUAGAAGUUAAGAUAGGAGAACAUUGCUCAGUUUCUUGGGAAACUGAGCCCCGCGCGAUAACAGCCAGUCACCUGCAGGAACCAACACUAUGAACCAUGCCUAUGUAGCUUUUUUGUGUAGCAGUAUAUAAGAGGAGUGAAGGGACCCCCUGGCGGAGCUUGUGGCAGACUUGUAAUUUGUACGUGUGUUUUGUUGUAAUAAAGAGUGAUUCAUUUAAUAUUGACUUCAGGUGUCCCUGGUGUUGAAUUUCCACCACAAUCUUGGCGUCACGUAACAGGAUCAGUUGAUUCCACCUGUGGCGCAUCCCAGUGAAGGUCUGCGAGGGAACACCGGUGGCGCAUUCCGUGUGAAGGUGUUAAGGAAAUUCCUGUCUGACCAAAGACGACGUCGACCCGCCCAGACCAGACAUUUACUGUGAGCUGCCCAGGGGAAGAUACCUGAUCUGCGAACCUCUGAGGGACACGUCUACUGAAUUUUAGUAAUUCAAUUGUUUAACCUCUCCAGUUAAAAAAUUGUUAUUUAUUUAAUAUUGACUUCAGGUUUCCCUGGUGUUCAAUCAGACUCGAGUGAUUUACAUUAUCAAACACAUCAGCAAGUGGCCACUCCAUAAAGGGCUUAGGGCCAAGAGUUAUUUCAACAUAACAUUGGCAGACAUGUUGUCUUAUGUAAACAAGUCUGAGGCGCUGCGUAAUGGACAGGUCUGUCUCACUGACUAGAGGUUCUGGUUGCAAUGAUUGGAUAGAGUGUCCGCAUCUGAUAGAGUACAAUCAGCACAGCUGCUUCUCUCCUGUUAGUGGGCAAUGGGCAAGUUGGCAUGAUCUUAAUCCAUACCCAACCCUCCAGUAAGUCGUGACAAACUCACUCACUGACAAUAGAAUUCAUGUUUCUGACUCACAUCGAUGCCACAUAGGCCGUUUAAAACCAGAGAAUUUGGUUUCAAGGGUGCGUUGACCUUUAACUGACCUGUGAUCAAACAGCAGAGCACAUUAAGAGUCAGAGCCAGCACACAGUGAGGCAAAUUAAGAAGGAGUUUUGAGAAGCUUCACCAGUUUCUUACUAGAUGAAUAUGAGGCCCAGGAUAGCUGCACUGAGCCAGGAAGAAAAUCAGACACAAUCAAGCAAUAGAGAAGGAGUAUCAUUCCUGCAGAACUACAAGACCACAGUGAAAAGAGCCCAGUGCACACUGUCAAAUCCACAGAAAGUUACAGGAGAUCUGGUUGAUGUGGCAAAGCACCUGGGCAACGUGCAGUUCAGAGUCUGGAAGAAGAUGCAGAGAAUGGUUAAAUACACUCCUGUGAUUCUGGAACCUGCAGGAGUAGGUCUCACCCUGUUGAGGAUC